GGAUUUCUCUUUUUCUUCUUAGUACAUUUUAAGAAUCUGAUGCACUUUGCUAAGGUUGAUGAAUCAACAGAGCUUAUCAGUGAAUUAAAAGCACUCAUUGCUAGCGGUGGUCAGGUUGGGCCGUUAGAUGAACGCAGGGUUCGAGCUGUAGUGGAUUCAAUUAAGGAAUCCUAUGAACAUGUUUGCUCAAUCGGAACUAAUCCUUAUGCUGAUGUAGCACAGGCGUAUUACGCAAGUUCGAUGAGUUAUUACAAGGCUAAGUAUCUACGCGACAAGCGUUGCCUGCUCGCUUAUUUGCUGUGGCGUCAACAACAAAUCACUAAUGCGUGGUGGUCCGCACAGGAUAAUGCUUUGCUGCCUUGCUUAUCACCAGCCGAAGUUCACUUCCUCGAAGAAUACGACAAUGUGAUGGUUGAAUAUAUGACUUCUUUUGCGGUCCCGCUUGAUCUGCGUGCCUUUAUAUGGAGGCCGCCUUCAACGCAACAAUUGGAAGUACGCGGGCUUGCAAACCACGUGUUUGUUUCUCCGGUAAGCGGAAAUACAAUUAGCAUUUACCCCGGUAAACAAGUGCUUCUGAGCUUCGAGGAUGCUGAGGCACUUCUUCAACAAAAAGCUGUAGAGAUCGUCCGAACUUGAGUAUGCUCCCUCAAGCUGAUUUGUAGCUUGUCAAUGGAUUAGCAAAGAUAGCAUAAAAAAUAAUAUAUCCACUCUUUCAUUCGUGCACACAAUUAUUGCGUGUGCGCAAUUCAAAUGAUGCCUUCCCGAUCAUUGGUAUAUGUACGCUUCUGAA
Messenger RNA from Phytomonas sp. EM1, 790 nucleotides. Lineage: Eukaryota; Euglenozoa; Kinetoplastea; Trypanosomatida; Trypanosomatidae. The record is from the annotation of a GenBank genome assembly.